UAUGCAGAGGGCGCUAUUGAGGUUUGCAUAAGCUGCAUUAAAUGUGUACGGAUCAGCAUCAGCAUCGCUUACUCAGGCGCAAAGUUUAGCAACUGCAGUUUCAAAGUUCCCGUUCCAUUUCCGCUGGAGAUUUUGCAAGUGAGUGGAAACUUGUGUGCGGGCGCGUGCGUGCUGACGCUCCAGCUAUUUGAAUGAGGAUUUGGAAAGUUGCGGGAAAUUAAACGAAGUAUCAUCUUGUUAAAGUUUAAGUUACCCAGUGAGAGAUGUACUCGAAGACUUCUCUGAAUUCAAUGAACAAGAGGCCUCGUGAAGAAUCUGGAUCACAGAGUCCAAGAAAGAGCCAACAUGGGGCAUUGAAGGUUCAAGAUGUCGCACGUGGCGAGUUAAAGCAUUUCAUGUUCAGAAUACUGAUGCCAAAUGGCAGUACACUUGAUCUAAAAAUUCAUGAUCAGCGCAACGAGAUACCAAUUGAGGAGUUCAUAGGUGUCACCAAAAAACAAUAUUCUGUUGUAAAGCAAGGAUCUUUAAAGCCAAACAGGAGAAUCAAUUGGGAGUACCCGGACCUUCAUUUCACUGACGCAAACAAAAAGAAAAUACAGACGAAACUCAACCUUCUUGAUUAUAUUCGUAAUUAUUGGCACUUCCUCUGGCUCCAUGAUGGGUCGCCUGAGCCAGAUAUAUAUGAGGGCAUGUGGGAUCUUACUCCAGAUACAGAUUUGCUGAAGGAGCUACCUGAUGGCUAUACAUGUGAAACUGCCCUUGCUGACCUCAUAGAUAACUCCUUACAGGCUUUAUGGUCGAACAACUGCAAGUCUGACACGAGACUCAUAAGUGUGGAAUUGCGUUGGAAUAAAAUUAUAAUUUUUGACUCGGGACCUGGAAUGGAUGGCAAGGAUGGGAACCUAGUGAAGUGGGGAAAAGUGGGAGCAUCUUUGCAUAGAUCAGCUAGAGUUAAAGCAAUUGGUGGAAAUCCUCCAUAUUUAGUGCCUUUUUUUGGCAUGUUUGGAUAUGGUGGCCCUUUCGCAGCCAUGUGUUUAGGAAGGCGAGCUGUUGUUUCGUCAAAGACAAAAAAUUGUGGAAAAGUAUACUCAUUACACCUCGAAAGAGAAGCAUUAAUUGAUUCUUCAAGCUUGGAGAAUGAGUGGAGGGCAAAAGGGGGAAGGAGAGACCCUUCCAAAGAUGAAAUGCAGAAGGUACCCCAUGGAAGUUUCACAAAGGUUGAAAUUUUUGAGCCUAAAAUGAAGAUCGACAACAUAAAACAUUUCCAAUGCAAGUUGAAGGACAUCUACUUUCCCUAUAUACAGUGUGAUGAGAUGUCGGGAAAAACAAGCAGGCCUGUCAAAUUUCAGGUCAAUGGAAAAGAUUUGGCAGGAAUAAAUGGAGGAGAAGUAGCUGUGACAAACUUGCAUUCAUGCAAUGGUCCUGAAUUUGUUAUUCAACUUCACUUUAGCACCAGUGAGGAUACUUCUUCAAGACCCAGUCAAAGAGAAACAGUGUUUUCUGAGGCCAAUGCAAGGCUGAAGUUUGUUUACUUUCCCAUAAUUGAGGGGGAAGAGAACAUACAGCGGAUAAUAAAUAUCCUUGAUUCUGAAGAUUAUGGUAUUGGAGAGAGCUAUGAAAAAUUUUGUCGGGUGUCUAUUAGGCGGUUAGGACGUCUGCUGCCUGAUGCACGAUGGUCUCCUCUUCCAAUUAUGGAGCCAAAAACGCAAAAGGGUGAAAGGGCCAAACUUGUGAAAAGAUGUUGCUCCAGAGUUAAAUGCUUUAUUGACACUGAUGCUGGUUUCAAUCCAACAGCACAAAAGACAGAUUUAGCACAACAUCACCUCUACACUAAGGCAUUAAAGAAUUUUGGCAACCCAGCAUUUGAAGUUGGAAAAGAGAUGCAAAUUAAAAUCUUAAAGGAUGGCAAACAAGUGACAGUUCCUCAAUUGGAGAAGCUGUACCAUGAUUGGAUUAUAAAAAUGCAUGCAAAUUAUGAUGAAGAAACUGAUUCUGGACUAGAUCAACCAACUAUUGUCAAUUGUUCUCCUGAUAUUAAAAAGUACUUAGUUGAAGAUGUUCCUGUUUUGCGGGUUCAUAAAAAGAUCCAAAGGAAAGGAAUGUGCUGGGCUGCUGGGCAGAGGCUAAAAGUUUUGAAGGGAGCCUGUAGUGGGUUCCAUAGAAACAAUGUGUAUGCUACACUGGAAUGCAUAGUUCUUGCGGGGCUUGCAGCUGAUGCUUGUGGUGAGGCUGUGUUGAUUUGUAGGCCUCUUGGGAUACCUGAAGGCAGCGGUUGCAAGAUUUCCUUUGAUUCGAAGAAUGGGAUUGGAACUAUCUGUAUUAAUGAAUCUAAAGUGCUUCCAAUUGAAGUUAUUGACUCUAAUAAGUGCAUAGCAGUUGAUGACACUGAGUGGGAGAAUAAGUCCCAGCAGCAUUGUCAGAAAUUGCCUUCUGCCAUUGAAAUCUUAGAAAACAUAGAUUGCCAAGAUCUGGGAAUUGAAGGGGGAAUGCCUGCUGAUGUAAAAGCUGGAGAUGCUCCUCCAGAGAACGUUGUUGCAGUUAUCCGUCCGAAGGCUUUCAAUUUUGAAAACAGUUCUGAGAGAUUGGACCAGAAAUUUGUAGUUAAGGAUAAUAUAAGAAUGACACUGAACGUACAAUUCAACCCUGAAGAUAAGAGUGAAGAUAUGUUAAUAUUUUCUUCUGUGGGAACACCUUCAUCUCACAAGGGGCUUCAAGGAUUAUUUAUUUUUCCGGUUAAAUCAAAAUUUCCCAACCUCUUCCAGAAAGCUGGCAGCUUAACAUUUUUAUUGACCCUGACAAAUUUUCCGGAUGUAAGGCGAAAACAUGUAUUGCAAGUUCGUGCAUGUGCUGAUACUGGCCGUUGGAAAGUUGUAAGGCAUGAUGAUGAUCUAUACACAAUCAGGGUUGGUUCCUCAUCUGCUGAUUGUCUACAUAUAGCAUGCUUUGAUAAGUACGGCAAUAGUGUAAAUUUCACUAGUGUUCCAAAGUUGGCCAUCAGUUUCUGCUCCACUGGCAAUGAGGACCUUAAUCAUUCAUGCAGUAUAAAGAAAAAUCUAUCACUUCGCAAAUCAAGGAUAAUAUUUGAGGUGGUUGGUUUUAAAAGCAGUAAGUUGGAUAUUAUUCGACCAACUUACAAAGCUAUUAUCAACAUAAAAACACUUGAUGGGUCUUUCUCUGUGGUCCAUCCUUGCUGUGUUUUACCUGGAACUCCCCAAAGAGUCACAGUCCAUUCACCAAAUCUGCGAAAGAAACUAUUUCCUUAUCAGAUUAUUGAGGAGCUUUGGUUCGAGAUUUUUGAUGAGUGUGGUAACCAUGUAAAAGAAGGUGAACGUAUUUUAUUGAGUUUAGAUGGGUUCUCCUAUGAAGCUAAAAGUUGUCUUCUUGAGGAUGGGAGCACAUAUUUAAAGGUUGACUGCAACGGCUUUGUUGAUGUCAGCAAUGUUCUAAAAGUGUCCAAGGGAUAUGGCAAAGAGGCUUAUCUUUCUCUGUCUUUUGAAGACAAAGUUCUCUUCAAGAAGAACUUUCAUAUUGAAAUGAGAGAGCUGCGCACAGUAUCAAAGGAAUUUACAAACUUUCAUGCUGGUUCUCAAUUGGAGAAUGUUAUCUUUGAGAUAGUCAAUUCUGAAGGUCUUGUUGAUGAAAGGGUCCAUCAUAAUGAGAAACUCGGCCUGUACCAUACUCUUAAAAUCAAGUCCGAUACACUUGACAUUGAUGAUUCUGUGCAGUACUCCUUUCGUCAUGGCCGUUGUACCAUUCGUUCUAUUCCACUCCCCAACAAAGAAGGGAUUUUCUCAUUUUCCGCAUUCCAUUCCUGUUAUCCUGAGCUUGUGCUAGAUAUACAGGUUCAUGUUAAGAGUGCCAGACAUGAGAGUCAAGGCAGUAUUAACUCUCAUGGAGAUUUAAUGCCUCCUGUGUCUUCACCCCAUGGUUUUUGUGAAGAGUUGGCCAUUGUUCAUCAAAAACACUCAUCUGUCCAUCAGUCACCAAAUACUCCAAAUUUUGGUAGCACUUGCCAAAAGGUUCACGUUAAGAGCGAGGAUCAGCGCAGUAUAGGCCAUUGUGGAGAAGAAAUAUCAACCCGUGAUAUUUGUUGUGAAGAUUUGCCAUUUUUUCCUCAACCACUCGCAACUGUCCAUCCGUCACCCAGUACUCCAAAUCUUGAUAACACGAGCAAAAAGGAUGUAGAGGAUGAAAUGAUCGAGUCUGCCAUGAAUAUGAAUAAGUUUCAAUCAAAAUUGAAGAAUGUCGAUCAAGCGUUGCAAAAUGUGUUUGAGUUACAAGUUCAUGAUUGUCAUAUUGGUUCAAGCCUUUGUGGGAAAGAGAUCGUUUUAGAAAAGAUUGAAAGCAAAAGUCAACCUGCAGCUGCCCUUAGCCAGAAAAUACCUGGACAAAUGCCGCCAGAACUGAGUCCUCAAGACAUACUUGGCAUAGUCGGGCUUCUUGGAAAUGUUAAUAACAUUCAGCUUAGCAGGAUGUUGGCACUGUAUCUCGGCGACCAUCUAAUGUGUGCUGUAGUGUGCAAAAACUAUUCGACUGCUGAAAUUCUCGAGGCUGGUCAAAUGAACCGUGGAAAAUCUCUGAGCGGAGGUCUCUAUACAGUGUGCCUUGAUCACUUUCGUCCGUUCAACUUAGAACCCAAAGUUGAUCCUCAAGAACCGCUAGCCCUGCCGUUGCCAAGAAUGCAAAACGGCGAGACACCACCAGGCUUUCUCGGGUUUGCAGUCAAUAUGAUCAACAUCGAUGCAGCAUUUUCACAUUGGAAGACGACAAGCGGACAUGGUCUCAGAGAGACCUUAUUUUAUGGCAUCUUUGGCGAGCUUCAAGUUUAUUCUCACAAGUCACUUAUGAUGGGAGCUCAAGUGUUUAUUAAAAAUGGAGCCGUGUCUUUGGACGGAGGACUAAUGAAAGGAAAUGGCCUUCUCGGUUUCGGGGACUGGGAACCCGACGUAAUAUUCCCCGUUCUAAGGAAUGCAGACAUCAAGCAACAUCUAGAGAUCGCUAAGUUAAGGGAGGAGAGGGAGGCGAUCAAAGGAUCAUUAGACAUGGCAGUGACGAUGUUCUCCCAAGCACGGGAAGAAUACUUAAAAAUUCGAGAUCGUAUUGGGAGUGAUGAUUAAAGGUAAUAAAAGUUUUGCUGUUGCACUGCAAGAACACAUGUAUACAAGUGUUGUGCUCAUAUCAUGUUAUGGUUUUGAAUCUUGCAAGAUGAAUUGUUUUGAUGAUAUGUAUAUGCUAUUAUUGGGUGUUUUGACAAUGUUUCUUUGAGUAAUAGUGGUGAAUGUACAACUCUUUUGUAAGUAAAUGUGCUACCUUUCACACUAUAUUGCCAAUUGAGUUGGUAGUAGUAAAGUUUGAGGUUUUUGCAA
Molecule: messenger RNA, 5366 nt
Organism: Andrographis paniculata
Lineage: Eukaryota; Viridiplantae; Streptophyta; Magnoliopsida; Lamiales; Acanthaceae
Product: structural maintenance of chromosomes flexible hinge domain-containing protein GMI1
Exons: 40
Coding region: 264-5117 (1617 amino acids)
Source: RefSeq, a predicted model, not a curated record